UGUUUGGAGUAUUUAUCAAUCUUCAACGUUCAAUUCCUUUUCGCUAGAUAAUUUAUUGAAUUAAAUUAUUUGCACUUCGGUCAAAUUCAGAUAAAUAGUCGCACACUCAUUUGUAUUUCCCUCCAUUUCCGCUAACAAACAUAACAGUCAUGAAGCACCCCAUCUUAACUUCCCAAACACCGCCGCUCGCCACUCCCCACCACCUCUCCUCCGCCCUCACCGCCACCUCAUCCCUCACCCCACUCAAACCAACCCAUCUAAACAACCGCUUCUUGCGAGAACUAUCGAGAAGUAAGGAUCCCGGAAAGGCACUCUAUGUGUUUGAUGAAAUGCUCAGUAGAGGAAUUGGGGUUGACAGGUUUAGUUUCCCGCUGGUUCUUAAGGCGGCGGGGAGAGUUAAGGGACUGGUUGAAGGGGAAUUGAUUCAUGGGUUGGCGGUUAAGAUGGGGUUUGGCGAUGAUCCAUUUGUUGAGACGGGGUUGGUUGGAAUGUAUUCUUCGUGUGGGGAGAUUGAUGGUGCGAGGAUGGUGUUUGAUAGGAUGUUGGAAAGAGAUAUUGUUACGUGGAGUUUUAUGAUUGAUGGGUACUGCCGGAAUCGAUUGUUUGAUGAUGUGCUGCUACUUUUGGAAGACAUGAAGGGCUGUAAGAUUGAGCCGGAUGAGAAAUUGUUUUCAACUAUUCUUUCAGCUUGUGGUCGUGCUGCUAAUUUGGAAUUUGGGAAAUCUAUUCACGAAAUAAUUACUGAUAGUAAAGUCAUAAUUGACUAUCGUUUGCAGAGUGCACUUGUUACUAUGUAUGCGGGUUGUGGGUCUAUGGAUUUGGCAGAGGAUAUGUUUGAUAAGUUGAAUCCGAAGAAUGUAGUAGCUUGUACUGCUAUGGUUUCGGGGUAUUCGAAACAGGGUCAGGUUGAGCCUGCUCGCGCGAUCUUUAAUCACAUACCGAAGAAGGAUUUGAUAUGCUGGAGUGCAAUGAUAUCUGGUUAUGCAGAGAGCGACGUGCCUCAAGAAGCUAUCAAGUUAUUUGGUGAAAUGCAAGACUCAGGAAUAUAUCCUGAUCAUGUAACUAUGUUAAGUGUUAUUUCAGCUGGUGCCAAUGUAGGAGCAUUGGAUCAGGCAAGAGGGAUUCACAAAUUUGUUAAGAAAAAUAGAUUUGGGGAAGUUUUGCCCAUAAAUAAUGCCCUUAUCGAUAUGUAUGCCAAGUGUGGAAGUCUUGAGGAUGCAAGAGAAGUUUUUCUGCAUAUGCGACGGAAAAAUGUUAUAACUUGGACUACUAUGAUAUCUGCUUUAGCUAUGCACGGGGAUGCCAUUAAUGCCCUAAAGAUCUUUCAGCAAAUGAAGUCUGAGAAUGUUGAGCCCAACGGAGUAACAUUUGUGGGUGUUUUAUAUGCCUGCAGCCACGCAGGAUUGGUCGAAGAAGGUCGAAAUGUUUUUGCAUCAAUGGUGGAUGAUUAUCGCAUAACACCAAAGCACGAACACUAUGGUUGCAUGGUAGAUCUUUAUGGCCGUGCCAAUCUUCUAGAGGAAGCUCUCCGGCUUAUAGAGAGUAUGCCUUUUGCUCCAAAUGUUGUAAUUUGGGGAUCCCUUUUGUCUGCUUGUAAAAUCCAUGGAGAGUAUGAAUUGGGGGAGUACGCUGCAAAGCAGCUUCUUAAGCUAGACCCUGAUCAUGAUGGUGCCCAUGUGCUCUUAUCGAAUAUUUAUGCUAAAGAAAAACAAUGGGACAAUGUCGGAGAGGUGAGGCAGUUGAUGAAACACAAAGGUAUAUCAAAGGAACGGGGAACUAGUAGGAUUGAGCUUAACAACCAAGUCCACGAGUUUUUGACAGCUGACAAAUACCAUAAACAUUCAGAUGAGAUCUACGCAAAGUUAAAUGAGGUAGUCACUGACGUGAAGCUUAUUGGUUAUACACCACUUACCUUCAAUGUACUGACAAAUUUAAAUGAAGAGGAGAAAAAGGAAGCAGUGCUGUGGCACAGUGAAAAAUUGGCACUCUCGUAUGGAUUGCUAUCAGGGAAAACUGGGACACGCAUUCAUAUAAUCAAGAACCUCAGGAUAUGUGAGGACUGUCAUACUUUCAUGAAGCUUGUAUCGGACGUGUACAAGACGGAAAUUGUUGUCAGAGAUAGAACUAGAUUUCAUCAUUACAAAAAUGGUACUUGUUCAUGUAAUGACUAUUGGUAACUCUUAGCAGUUAAUAAUACAUAUGAAAGUACAUAUUGAAGCAAA
Molecule: messenger RNA, 2222 nt
Organism: Daucus carota subsp. sativus
Lineage: Eukaryota; Viridiplantae; Streptophyta; Magnoliopsida; Apiales; Apiaceae
Product: pentatricopeptide repeat-containing protein At4g14820
Exons: 2
Coding region: 150-2177 (675 amino acids)
Molecular function (GO): zinc ion binding; protein binding
Source: RefSeq, a predicted model, not a curated record